CCCCGGCCCCGGCCCCGGCGCCCCCCCGGCCGCUCCUUCACCAUCGCGGCGCUGCUGGGCCGGGCCUCGCCCCCCCCGCCGGCCCCGCCGCCCCCCUGGGGCUGCCCCCCGGCCCCGGGGCCGCCGCUGCCGCCGCUCUGCGCCCCCGCCUGCGGGCUGCCCCCCGCCUGGGCCGCCCGCCUCGGGGCUACAGGCUUCCUGAUCUCCAAGUGCUGCUUCCCCCUCUUGCAAGGCAAGGCUGGCAAAGCCAAGCGAGUCCGGACCAUCUUCAGCAGCGAGCAGCUGGCGCGGCUGGAGCAGGAGUUUGCGCGGCAGCAGUACCUGGUGGGGCAGGAGCGCUGCCUGCUCGCCUCCUCCCUGCACCUCACCGAGGAGCAGGUGAAAGUCUGGUUCCAAAACCGGAGGAUCAAGUGGAGGAAACAAAGCCUGGAACAGCAACAAGCCAAACUGGCCAAAAUGGGUUUGGGCACCCCGCAGAGGAGCCCAGACUCACAGAGCCACCACGAGGAGGACAAGGACUUCCCAGCAGAGUCAGGGGACAGCCAGGAGGACACGUCCUCAUCCCCGGGCUCAGGGACAGCCCCUGCAGAGACUGUGACAAAGAGCUGCUGAG
This is a messenger RNA of Vidua chalybeata, 613 nucleotides long. RefSeq names its product notochord homeobox (gene NOTO). The annotation marks the transcript as partial. Gene Ontology annotation, molecular function: DNA-binding transcription factor activity, RNA polymerase II-specific; DNA binding. The transcript is spliced from 3 exons. Gene Ontology annotation, biological process: regulation of DNA-templated transcription; central nervous system development; neuron differentiation. The record is from RefSeq and is a predicted model, not a curated record. NCBI's taxonomy places the organism in Eukaryota, Metazoa, Chordata, Aves, Passeriformes, Viduidae.